Messenger RNA from Anopheles cruzii, 1875 nucleotides. RefSeq names its product GTP-binding protein 1-like. Gene Ontology annotation, biological process: translational elongation. Gene Ontology annotation, molecular function: GTP binding; translation elongation factor activity; GTPase activity. The transcript is spliced from 3 exons. The annotation marks the transcript as partial. The record is from RefSeq and is a predicted model, not a curated record. Lineage: Eukaryota; Metazoa; Arthropoda; Insecta; Diptera; Culicidae.
AUUGACCUGGCCGGCCACGAACGAUACCUGAAGACCACCGUAUUCGGGAUGACGGGGCACGCGCCAGACUUUGGCAUGCUUAUGAUUGGAGCGAAUUCGGGAAUCGUGGGCAUGACCAAAGAACACCUCGGUCUCGCGCUGGCCCUCUCGGUUCCAGUUUUUGUCGUCGUGACCAAGAUCGACAUGUGUCCGCCCAACAUCCUGCAGGACAACCUGAAGUUGUUGUACAAAAUUCUAAAAUCGCAAGGCUGUCGCAAAGUGCCAGUGAUGGUGAAGACGAGCGACGAUGUUGUGCUGAGUGCCACCAACUUCGUCUCGGAACGGUUAUGUCCCAUCUUUCAAGUAUCGAACGUGACGGGUGAAAAUUUGGAGCUACUGAAAAUGUUUCUCAACCUGUUGAACGUGCGCACCACGGGCAACGAUGCGUUACCAACCGAGUUUCAAAUCGAUGACACGUACGCCGUACCGGGCGUCGGGACGGUCGUGUCGGGCAUUACGUUACAAGGAAUCGUAAGGUUAAACGAUACGCUGCUGCUUGGUCCCGAUCCCCUGGGCGCUUUCCUGCCGAUCACCAUCAAAAGUAUUCACCGGAAGCGAAUGGUGGUGCGUGAGGUGCGAAGCGGACAGACGGCGAGCUUUGCGUUGAAAAAAAUCAAACGCUCCCAGAUCCGCAAGGGGAUGGUAAUGGUGAGCCCGGCCCUGAACCCGCAAGCCUGCUGGGAGUUUGAUUGCGAGAUUUUGGUUCUGCACCAUCCUACGACCAUCUCGAGCAAGUACGGCCGUUGGUCGGCCAUGGUGCACUGCGGGAGCAUCCGGCAGACCGCACAGAUUCUGCAAAUGUCCAAGGAGUGCCUCCGAACAGGCGACAAAGCGGUGGUGCGGUUUCGGUUCAUAAAAAAUCCGGAAUACAUGAAACCCGGACAGCGGAUGGUGUUCCGUGAGGGACGCACCAAAGCGGUAGGAAACGUACUCCAGCCAUUGUACACCCCGGGAAGCAUUCAGCAGCGAUCGAAGCCCAACAAAAUGCAAUCCAAUCGCGGUAUUGUGGCACCCGGCUGUGGUUCGGCUUCUAUCAAACUGCCGCUAUCGAAAGGUUCCAGCGCUACGGUUGAUGCAGAAUCGAACACCACCGAUGAAAGCAUGAGCGAAACAGCCGUACUGGACAUAGGCACCGAUAAACGCAAUCACAAACCACCCGGCAGUAGCCACAAAAAGCGUCCAGUUCUUUCCAUACCCGGUGCUAGUGCGGUGGGAAGUGCGACGGCAUCACAAUCGGUUACCUCCAGCUCGGCCGGCAGUGCGAGCGGGUCGGGAACGGUGGCGUUAGAUAUGAGCAAGCUUUCAAUAGCAUCCAACUGAGCCCGGAUUUGGCUGACGAUUACCAUGAGCUAAUGUUGAAACAUUAACUUGAAAUGCGCACCGUGCGCUCGUCAAAUGGCUCUUGCCUCCUUGACUCAGGUUAUGAACCUGAACUUUUUAUGUGCUGAUACAGAAAGUUUAAGUUUACUUCCGUUUCGGUGAAUGCUGCCGAAAUCUGCAAAUGUCUCAGAAGAUCCGAAGACGAUCUGCUCAUCUGAGCGAUGCUGAUUUGUUUUUUUUAAAUCAAAUGCUUUUGACUGAAUUUUUUUCGAAAUGAACUUUUCAAACUCGUGUUGAACGAGCACUUUGAAACAGUUUUGGUGCAAACUGAGAGAAGUAUUUGGACGAAAGAGUGGCUUCGCAAAUUUCUUGAUUCUAGCAAGUCGAUGUGAUUGAAAACACAAAAUGUGAGUGAUUUGCGCAACUUUGAACCGAUUCUUUUUGCAUGUACAAUUCACAUUUAAAACAAUGACAACACAAGUUUCACGAUACAAAAUAAAUUUUAAUUACAAUUGA